This is a messenger RNA of Paramuricea clavata, 2148 nucleotides long. The record is from the annotation of a GenBank genome assembly. NCBI's taxonomy places the organism in Eukaryota, Metazoa, Cnidaria, Anthozoa, Malacalcyonacea, Plexauridae.
ACCAUUUUUAACUGCCUUUGUGAAUGAAGCAGAUAACAUUUUUAUCAAUAUAUUUAAAAAAAAUAUGUAACAUAUUAUCCAACAAAACAUGACACUUGGUCUUGGCUUUCUGGCGCUUAUCUGCAGUAUAGCUUUCGUUCUUGCUUCGACAGAGCUGUGUCCGGACGGUCAAUUUAAAGCUGGUUUUAUCGACGAUUGCAUUAAUUGCCCUCAGAAUCCUGAAACUGGUUGUGAAGCCGAGGGCGACGACUCGGAAUCAUGUAAGAUCAGUUGUGUCAAAGGUAAGCAAGCCAAUAUUGAACGAUAACAAAACUUAUCAAGAAGUGAAGUACUUUGAAUGUAUAAUGACUCUAGCUGUCAAACACUUUUUCUCUCUGAACAAUUACGACGUGUAACCGACAAUUUUUAUCGUUUGCGUUUUAUAAUUGAAACGACAAUAGAAUAUGUAUUUACUGUGUGUUUUAUACGGAAAAAAUGACAAUGUUUGCUUUAAAAACACGAAAUAUAUACGUAUAUGUGUCAAGGGACAAAGGGGAAAAUUAGGUGAUGCAUGUAUUAAAUUCAUGAGGGGAAUACCAUUGACCUAUAAAUAUCCAAUAAUUACGAAUCACAGCUGGGCAUGCCCACAGGGGGGCUGCCUGUGACUUCCUUAUAAAGUCACAGGCGGGCGCAGGCAAAUAGAGCUCCUAUCUUUAUUGGUGGAUUUGCCAAAAAUACAAUACACACGUGACGGUGAAGGCCCAGAUUUAUGAAUAAACGUUGACUAACAUAGAUAACGAGUUAUUUUGUUAUUCUAAUGAGUUUCACAGCCAUCUUCCCUUCCAUCGGCUAUGGUUUAACAUAAGGUAGUUUUUACUGCGCAUUUCUGGCUGACGGCCAUGUUCUUAGCAAGUGCCCUAAAGUGAGGCAUUCACCCCCUGGAACAUUAAAUUUCAACAUGUUUUCAGGGGGGGUGACAGGGCACUUGGGUUUCGGUGAAAUUAAUAAGAAGUGAGACCUCGUAUGGUAUUUCUACUCUGUGAUUAGGGUAAGGAUUUAAUACAGAAAUUCACCCAAAUAUUUUCUUCCGAAUCUUCUACAGAUACACCUGAGGAAAAGUCAAACAACAAGAUAAUCAUUAUCGGCAUUUCACUUGGGGCAGCAGCGCUCAUCAUCGUGAUUGGGCUGGGAUUGUAUUUCAAGAGAAGGACAAAUAACGAAAGCACUGGUGCUUCGGAGAAUGUCGAUGUGCUAAAUAGCAAUGACGAGAAUAACCAUUCAGAAGCGCCACCAUCACCAUCAUCAGGAUCUCAAAUUUACCUUGGCCCAGAGACUGCGUUUGAUUUGGACAUAAGAAAGGAUCAAACCUAGACGAACAGGCUGUAUGAGAACAAAAACGUUUGAAGAUUAUUAAGCUUGAGUUCAAAUAUAUAAACAUUUGUACCAGAAAUCAUCGUGGACCACAUACAUCAUUAUAGCAUCCGCUAACAUUGUACUUUUCUACUUAAUAAUAAAUUAUGAAAUGUAGCAUAAUUUUCUUGUUCCUAGAUAAAUGUCACAGUGGUGAAGCUAGUCAUAGCAACUGGUCAUGAUCAUGCUACGCUAAUAAAUCUGCGUCUAAAUAAGUUACGGACAAUGCAUUUCUAAAGCCAGGUUUGAAUAAUGCAAAUCCUUAACUAUUUCCCGAUAGCAUGAUCUGUUGCUAUGGCUAGUUUCGCCACGGAAAUGUGUUAAUAAUUCAUGAAGAAAAUUGAGGGUUACAUGUAUUUUUAUUUUCAAUAUGUUAUAUCUGAUGAGUCAGCGUUGCCUUGUCUUGUACAGAUUUUAAAUUUACGCGUGUACAAACGAAGUUGCUGCAAGAGAUUAAAUUAUUUUCAUUAUAUGUACUAGUCUUAUAUAUUUGAAGGAAAAUGAACUAAUGUAGUUUAAUUUUCUUGCUUCUAUAAAUUUCAACAUUUCUGAAAUUGACCACUAUCUGCUGCCCUGUGACGCUUACACAAAACCCACCAACCAACAACAACAACAACAACUGUAAUUAAUGUAUAUAUAAUUAAUAAAUGUAAUUAAUCAUAAUAAAUUUGUUAUCAAAUGAUAAAUCGUAGCCAAAGUCAGUCAAAAAUAAUAGACCUUAUCAAUCAUUCUCUUUUACGAGGUUCUAGAUGGGGAGAG